UCGAGCUGAUUUAUGUAUUUCGUCGGUAGUCAGUCAGUAACAAUACUGCGUCAGAAAUUCUUUUCCGUUACCGGCAAGAUAAAUACACUGUAGCCGGCUGCGAUAUGGUGUUAGUGAGGGCCACAUGGAAUAAAAUGCAGACACGCAUUGGUUGUGUUUUAUACAACCUUGCUUCCUAUUGGUUGAACCUCGUGGGUCUUAUCGGAUUACUUGACUAUGACUACGUGGCGUUGCCAUACUGCGAUGUUGGGUCUACCAAAGUUUCAGUUUUCUGUGUUACGUUGAAUUGAAUUGAAGAGAAAAAGUAAUAGUAUGCGUUUUCAUUUUCUUACCUAUUAGCUAGAAACGAUUAUUUUUAUAAUUAUUAUACUUAAAAAGUCAAUUUAUAAUCAUAAUAGUGGGGAUAGAAUAUGUAUUUGGCAACAUUGGGAUUACGUCAUCUGAUGCAACUUUGUUUACUUAUGUUGUUCAUAUAUUUUGCAGAUUUAGUAUUAUUUCUUUAUGUUGUUUGAUUAAGUUUUGUUUUUUUUCAAUAAUUUUAUGUAAUCUGGAAAAAAAUCUUUAUAUUUGAAGUUUGAAGAUCUAUAAUUUUUUCUUAAGGAUUCAUGAAUUUAGAAGAUGGCGCCACAUAUACAACGGGACUACCACAGCAUUGGAGAUCCAAGUAGAUACUCGUUGAGGACAUUCAGGCAUGGUGAAAAACAUUGUCUACAAUCUCACAAUUUUGACGUAUCGAAAGUAAAUGGGAAAGAAGAUUUUUUUCGUUGUAUGGGUCUUCAAAUGAAAAGAUAUCAGUACAAAUACAAAAUGCCAAAUAGUGAUCAUAAGGUUAAAAAAAUUAAUAUUCCCACUGGUGUAACAUUACGUGAUUGCCGUGUUAUUAUCCUGGGGGCGACAUGUGAACUAUGCGGGAAGUGUUUUAAAUGUAAAACAGAUUUGAAUAUACAUAAUUCAUUAAAACAUCAAACACAUGAAAAAAUUCAUAUAGCUAUAAAAGGGACACAAUGUAGUGAAAACGAUAUUGAUGUGUGGGAAGAAAUUCCAAAAUCUUUAAAUUAUACAACAAUUGAAUCUAGUAAAAAUUUUAUAACAAAACUACAUAAAAAAUUACAUUUAACUUUAAAAAUAGGAAAGGAAGUUAUCUCUAAGAUAUCGGUAAAGCGGAAACAUUUAAAAAGAAAGAAAAUUAACAUACAUACACAAACUGAGCUACAUUGUGAAAGUGAAUUAAUUACAGGUGAGAAUGAGUAUGAAAGUGUCGUUUCUCGUAUCGAUCCUUCUGUGUUCUGUAAUAGUCCUUGUCUACGUUGCAACUCCUGUAUACACGUGGUAGAAAGUUCGAAUCGAUAUGCGGCUGGUAACAUUGUAGCAGAUAAGCAAGUAGUUUACGGAAACAGUGCAAUGCAAGAAGAAAAUCAUAUUUCGAAUAGACUAUCAUGUGCAACCUGCGCAAACGAAAAAUGUAGCAUUGUUCAUGAAUGCAUUUCUUCGUCACAUGUGAAAUGUGCUCAUAAUAAAACGAAAGAUGAGCUACAAAGUGAUAAUUUAUCAGAAAGUACAAAUAUUUCGUCAAAACCAAUUAGACAAACUUGUCUACAAAAUAAAAACGAAAAUAAGAAAGAAAUAGAUAUUAACGCAAAUCAGAUACAAAAAGAUUUUAUUAUAAAUGAGAUAGAAAAAUACGCCUCUGAAAACUUACAGGAUAUUUCUAAUAAAAUACAAGUAAUAGUGCCAUUAAUUAUGCCAAUAAUCGUGCCAAAUACAAAUGUUUCAAGUUCACCUAUUAAAUUAACAAUACAAUCAAUGCCAGUAGAACAAAAAGAACAACAGCAAUCAUUGCAACCAGAAGAAGGACAACAACACUAUCUUCAAGAACAAUCGCAAGAAAAACAAAAACAAUCGCAACAAUAUUCACAACAUCUACAACAAGACCAACAAAUGAAACAAAAACAAGAACAAUUGCAAAAACAAUCGCAACAAUGCUCACAACAACAACAACAACAACAACAAAAUCAGCAAAUAAAGCAAGAAUCACAGCAACAUUUGCAACAAAAUCAGCAAAUGAAGCAAGAACAACAACAUCUACAAGACCAACAAAUGAAACAAGAACAACAACAUUUGCAACAAGAUCAGCAAAUAAAACAAGAACAACAACACUUUCAAAAACAAUUGCAAGAACAACAAAAUCAGCAUCAAUUACUACAAGAAGAGCAAAUGAAACAAGAACAACAGCAACAUCUGCAACAAAACCAACAAAUGAAACAAGAACAACAGCAACAUCUGCAACAAAACCAACAAAUGAAACAAGAACAACAACAACAUCUGCAACAAAACCAACAAAUGAAACAAGAACAACAGCAACAUCUCCAGGAACAAUUGCAAGAACAACAGCAAUAUCUCCAGGAACAGUUGCAAGAACAACAAAGUCAGCAUAAACUACUACAAGAACAACAAAUGAAACAAGAUCAGCAGCAAUAUCUACAGGAACAACAACACCAACUUAAGAAAAUUUCUAUUCUUACCAUGAAAGACGAUGUUAAUAACGAAAUAGAAGAAGUAUUACGAAUUGUUAGAGGACGUAUCACUAAUACAGAGAUCAAUCAUGAAUCGCCAACUCGAUUCGAACAAGAGAUGUUAGUACAAGACGCCAUUAGAGAUAUGAAGAGAAUGGAAGAGCAAGGCUGGCACUUGCUGGAAAAGAAAAUAAGCGGAUCUAUAAUGAAAAAGAAACGCAAUAUAAAAUCUAAUAUCAAAUGUAGCAAUGCAAACGAUGAAUAUGCCAAAAGGAAGAAAAAUAUCGUAAGUGAAUCAAAUUCAGAAUAUAAAAAUUUAAACAAAGAAAAAUAUAUUUCAAAUGUAAAGGAACAUACGAAAAUACAAAGUAAUAAUAAUGUGUCAUUGUGUGCGUCGGAUAAUACAAAAGAAAAUUUAAUGAUAUGUAAUGAAAAUAUCAAUACAACAUCUGAAAUAUUACGACAAUAUAAUAUUAAUUAUUGCAAUGAUAUAUUCGAGAUAAAAAACAAUAUGGAAAAUAUUCGAGAAUCUAUUAGCCGAUUUCUUGCCCCAUGUUCCGGUGGAAUGGAAAAUAGAAGUAAUGUACCGGUCGUAAUAGAUCUAGUCAACGGUACCGAUGAAUAGUAAUGGAAACGGAAAUGAUGCGUCCGGUGUAUAAUGAUAGAGCUUUAUAAAAAUGAUAUUGAAAAAUAAUGAUGAAUUCGUUUAUGAAACGAAAAUGUUAAAAUAUAUUUGUUAUGAAUAAUUUUCUAAUUUUUAAUGUUGAUUUUGAAAUUAAAUUUUUAUUGUUAUACUUUUUUCCUGAUGUGUCUGAUUGAAUGGAAAUUGGUUAAAUGAUUAAAUAUAAUUAGAGAUAUUAGGGAAUAAUUUUUACCGUAUAAUAACAUUGAAAAAUUCUAAAAAAUUUUUGAUGACGAAAUUAUUAAAUGGAAAUUUGUAUAAUAAUAUACAAAUAUAAAUAUUGUAUAUUUUUUGUACAAAUCAUUUCCAAUAUGAAUUUACAAAGAACAAUAUAUCUUCAGUAUUAUUUCAUCAUAAAAUAUGAAAUAUAUGAGAUCUCGUUAUUUAUGAAUAAUAAUACUAAUA
Messenger RNA from Apis mellifera (honey bee), 3600 nucleotides. RefSeq names its product bromodomain-containing protein DDB_G0280777. The transcript is spliced from 2 exons. Lineage: Eukaryota; Metazoa; Arthropoda; Insecta; Hymenoptera; Apidae. The coding region runs from base 619 to 3138 and encodes 839 amino acids. The record is from RefSeq and is a predicted model, not a curated record.